Paramecium sonneborni is the source of this 3069-nucleotide messenger RNA. Lineage: Eukaryota; Ciliophora; Oligohymenophorea; Peniculida; Parameciidae. The record is from the annotation of a GenBank genome assembly.
AUGAAUGUAAAAAAUUAUAUAUUACGUAAACUUAUUGGUGACUCUUCAAAUAUAUUGACAGUUGAAUAAGUCUAGAGAAUACUUGAAUCAUAAAAGGAUGAUGAUAGAAUUUUUAGGUAAAAUUACAUAUGCGAAAUAGAGCAAUUAUUAAUUCAUCAUUAUCCAAUUAAAAACUAUAGACAACUAAUUAAGAAUUCCUUAUUAAUUCUUCAACCGAUUUUGGUAAUCUAUUGUUGAAAUAAUUGCAAUCAAGUUUAGUAUAUAUACUAAUCCAUAUUAACAUUUUAGUAAUCCAUAAAAUCAAAGAAUUCACUUUUAUCCUUAGACCAGUUUCCUAUAGACAUCAAUUAAUUUAACAAUGAUAUUUCACAAACUGAUUUAAUAAAAUAAUAACUUUAACACAUUUAUCGAUUAUACAAAGCUACUAUUCGAUAAAAUGGUGAUGGAUUAAAAGAAACUUUAAAUUACCUUGAAAAUUUAACUCAAGCAGAGUUAAUAAUCGAAUCUUAAUUUGCAUAACAAUGUAUUUUAAAAGCACCAUUAUACAUCUAAGGAAUUGAUUAAAUUAAUUUAUGGUGUGAUAAAAGCACUUCUUUGUAUUAAACUGUAAUCUCAACUAGAUAGUUAUUGUAAUUUAAUAAAAGUAAAUCAUUAAAAAAAUAAUUGCAAAUUGUUGAAAAAUACAAAGCAAUAUAAAGAAUUAAAUAUACAUUAGAAAAAUUAAUGAUUCUAAAAUAGACAUUCGGAUCGUUAGCUUAAGCAAUGAAUAAAUAUGAUGAUAAUGCAUAUGAAAUCAUACCUAUUAUGAAAGAAACAUAAAAUAAGAUUAAUAAGUAUAAAUUAAAUGAAUUGAAUCUAUCAUGUAUAAGUGAUAACUUUUUUGACAAUAAAAUAGAAUUUUUGAAAGAAAGAAUCAAAUAAGGUAUUUUGGCUAAUUUUAUGAAAUUUGAUGAAAAAAAAUAUUUAUCCUUGUUGAAGAGUUAUUAUUUCAUAGAAAAACAUUAUUAGAUGUAAUCUUAUUUAACUUAAAUUUGGGCUUUAGCAAAAAAGAGUAUAAAUAUAACUUUUAAAAAUGCCAUAAAACUAUUUGAGUAAUCAUAUAUUCCUAAUAAAAUUUAUUAAAACUGUUAAGAUGAAGACUUACUAUAAUUCUACAAAUAAUUAUAUAGUGAAUUGGUAGAAUAGAUGUUAAAUUUUCAUUAUUGCAAUAGAUUUCAUUAAGAAAAUGAUUUUAAAAUUGAAGAUGAAGAAGAUAACAGUAUUAAAUUUGAAGAUUAUACUGAAUAGAUUAGAUAAUCAUAUUUAGAAAUGAGAUAAUUAAUAUGGUAAUAAAUUCAAAAGAAAAUUAUUAAAAUAAUUAAUUCUCAUUUAAUCAAUAUUAAAUCACUAGUUAUUGAACAUUUAAUUUAUUUUUUAGGGUAUAAUUGUUUAUUAAUAAAAAGAGCCGAAGAUUUUAGCCACUCAGAUUCAUAAAAGUAAAUUUAUAAAUAAUAUUUAGUUUAACUAAAUGUAUUAUAGAAGUUUAUUUGAGUUUUGUUUAAUAAUUUCAUAAAGCAAAUUUAAAAUCGAUAAGUACAUAUUUAUAAAAUGAAUUAUAUUAAAGAUUACCUUUAACUAAAGAUUCCAAAUUAAUUUAAUAAUUAGAGUAGCUAUAAAAUUUAAAUUAAGUAAAUAAAAAGCUUUUCGAAUAUUUAAAUGAAAAAAGGGAAGAGAAUUAUUAAUAGGAAACAAAGAAAACUAUAGAUUUUUAAGAUUUAAUUAAUAAUGAUAAAGAGAUGCAAUUAUUUUAUUUAUUCGAAUAUUAAAAUCCCUUUGUACUUUAAUAAGAGGAAUUUGAUCUAAUUAUUAAAGCAAUUUGGAUUAAAAAAUAUUCUAAUUAAUCGACAGGGAUUUUAAACUAAAUUGAAUAAGUAUUAUCAUCAUCAAGUAUAAGAAUAUUGGAAUUGGUUCCUUAAUAUGCUCUGCUUUCCUUUUAUCAUCCUUCUUGUCAAUAGUAAAUAAUAUCCAGUUUUCUUUAAUUGCUUGAACUUUAUAUGUUUAUUUCAUAUAAUUAAUUGGUAGGAAUGACUUAGUAAAAAUAACUUUUGGAAAACUUUUCUUAAGUAAUCAAAUUUGAUGAAAGUAAAGAAAUAGAAUUCUUUAUCUUAACUUAUGAUUAACUUAGUGACUGUUUAGUUCUUUAAGAACGUUUUUGUUAUUUUAAAAGGUUUAUUUUAAAAUUUUGUAAAGAAGGAAUAGAUUUUAAAGAGAUAGAUAUAUUUUAGACAAAAGAAAAAAGGUAAUUUGUUGAUAUUGCUGAAAGAGCCAUAGCUUCGGAAUCAUUAGCAUAUUUACUUUCUAUAUCUAAAUCUGUAUUUUCUCUUAUUGAUAUAACAUCCUAAAACUUUGAAAUUUUUAAGGAAGUUUAUAACUAAUAUAAAGAAUUUAUUUAUAGAAAUUUUGUAUAAACUUAUAUUAAAAUUGAUGGAAUUGUAUAAUACGUACCUUAAUAAAGAUGGGAAUUAAAAGAUCUUCAUAAUGAAAAUAAUAAUAUUUAUUUGGAUAGAUUAAUUUAAUUUAUUCUUGAUUAAAAAGAAAGAUUAAAAAGUAUAGGUGGUGGGGUUAUACCAUUAAAUGCUUAAAAAGAUGUAUUUUCUUUUUUAGCAGAACAUUGUUUAAAUGUUUUAUUGGAAACAUAUGGAAAAAUUAAAAAAGUUUCUAAUUUUAUUUUAUUUUAGUUAAAUUCAAUUGGAAGAGAUUAAAUGGUUUUCGAAUAUACUACUUGUUGUUAAUCAAUUGAAUCAAGCUAAAAAAAUGUUAAAGAAGUUGUACUUAAUCCAAAAAUUACAUUAAUGUAAUUAGAAUACUUAAAAAUUUUUAAUUCCCAAUAAUAUGAAGAAAUCGAUCAGUAUAUACAAAAAUCAAAAGUAAAUAAGGUUAAAUAUAUAUUUAUAGACUUAAAUUCCAUUAAGAUUGCUGUAUAAUUUGAUGAGCUCAAGUUCAAGUUAUAAUAAAUUAUCAAAGUAAUAAAAAAAGGAUAUUUCAGUUAAGUUUUUCAAAGAUUAUUAUGACACAUUUAAAUUAUUUUGA